Cryptotermes secundus is the source of this 994-nucleotide messenger RNA. Its product is annotated as proteasome subunit beta type-5. The transcript has 5 exons. Gene Ontology annotation, cellular component: proteasome core complex. The coding region runs from base 50 to 889 and encodes 279 amino acids. Gene Ontology annotation, molecular function: threonine-type endopeptidase activity. Lineage: Eukaryota; Metazoa; Arthropoda; Insecta; Blattodea; Kalotermitidae. The record is from RefSeq and is a predicted model, not a curated record.
CAAGAUUCCACCCCCUGGUCGUGAACAUAAGGAACAUAACGAAGUUGUCAUGGCGCUUGAAGGUUUGUGUGGUUAUGAUGCUCGUAUGAGUUUCAGUUCAUUAAAACGGGAUGUGGAAUCUGAAUCCGAGGUUGAAUAUUACAGCAAGAACUUCGUCAAUAAUCUUGUAUUGGCUAUGCCACCGUUUCCGAACCCAGCAGAAUAUCUCACAAGGUUUUCCACAGAUGAACAUGGAAAAAGCAUCAAGAUCAAAUUUGCCCAUGGCACUACAACUCUUGGAUUCCGUUACCAGGGAGGGGUAGUACUAGCUGUUGACUCACGAGCAACAGGAGGUCAAUUUAUAGGUUCACAGACAAUGAAGAAGAUAGUUGAGAUCAAUGAUUAUCUUUUGGCAACACUGGCAGGCGGUGCUGCUGACUGUGUGUACUGGGACCGAGUGUUGGCAAAACAGUGUCGCAUGUAUGAGUUACGGAAUAGGGAGCGAAUUUCUGUGGCUGCAGCAUCAAAACUAAUGGCCAAUAUGGUGUAUAACUACAAGGGAAUGGGACUGUCAAUGGGUAUGAUGAUUGCAGGAUGGGAUAAGAGAGGUCCUGGCCUCUAUUAUGUUGAUAGCGAAGGGACACGGACAAAAGGAAAAGUGUUUUCUGUUGGUUCUGGAUCAAUUUAUGCUUUUGGAGUUCUUGAUUCUGGCUACAGCUGGGAUCUCAAAGAUGAAGAAGCUUAUGAUUUGGGGCGCAGAGCCAUUUAUCAUGCAACACAUCGUGAUGCUUACAGUGGAGGCAUUGUGAGAGUGUAUCACAUGAAGAGCACUGGCUGGGUGAACAUUUCCAAUGAAGACUGCAAACAACUGCACUACAAAUUCCAAGAAGAAAAAGGAAACUUUCAGUGAAGUUUUGUAGUUGCAUAUGCAUACAUGUCAUAUUUAAUUUGUAUUUGUAUCAAUGCAAACUAACUGAAGCUUGAUAAAUAUUAAAGACAGAUAUUAAAACUGAAA